Entamoeba nuttalli P19 is the source of this 156-nucleotide messenger RNA. RefSeq lists its product as hypothetical. The record is from RefSeq and is a predicted model, not a curated record. The transcript has a single exon. Gene Ontology annotation, cellular component: membrane. The coding region runs from base 1 to 156 and encodes 51 amino acids. NCBI's taxonomy places the organism in Eukaryota, Evosea, Mastigamoebida, Endamoebidae.
AUGAAAUGGUAUAAUUCUCUUGUAUUAUCUAUUAUUUGCCCACCUGCCGCUGUUUAUUGUAGAUGUGGUAUUUGUGCAGACUUUAUUGCGAAUAUUUGUCUAACAUUAUUAUGUUAUUUUCCAGGUUUAUUUCAUGCUGUUAUCACUGUAUUUUAA